Messenger RNA from Amaranthus tricolor (Joseph's coat), 1475 nucleotides. RefSeq names its product protein SCO1 homolog 1, mitochondrial-like. The coding region runs from base 98 to 1054 and encodes 318 amino acids. The transcript is spliced from 6 exons. Gene Ontology annotation, biological process: mitochondrial respiratory chain complex IV assembly. The record is from RefSeq and is a predicted model, not a curated record. NCBI's taxonomy places the organism in Eukaryota, Viridiplantae, Streptophyta, Magnoliopsida, Caryophyllales, Amaranthaceae.
AUAACAAGACGCAAGAUUAGUAGCGAUUAGGAAGCAGAGAAGAAAGACAAGUUAACAUUUCAAAACCCCUAAACCCUGAUUUUCUGUCAAAACAAAAAUGGCAGCUUACUCCGCCAUGUCGAGAAAUUCAAGGACUCUCAUUCGUUUAAGUCUUUGUCAAUGGAGGUCCUUCGCUACUGCUGCUGCUUCUACUUGCUAUUCAUCUUAUCUCCCAUCAUCUUUGUUGCAACGCUCUAUCCCUCUUCGAGGUCAGGGAUUCAACACUUAUGGAAUCUAUCAAAGAUAUCUCUCUACUGCUUCGUCCUCUUCUUCUGGAGGUCCUCAAAGCUCAGAAGUAAAAAACUCUUCCAGUACUGAUUCUGGUGAUGGCGGCAACUCUCAACAAGCUGGUGAUGCGGGUAAAUCUAUUCGUGGAUCGCCUGUUUCGUGGAUGAGCUUCUUUUUGUUACUUGUUACGGGAGCAGGGAUUGUAUACUACUAUGACAAGGAAAAGAAGCGACACAUUGAAGAAAUAAGCAGCUCAUCAAAUGCAGUCAGACAAGGUCCAUCUGUGGGCCAAGCAGCUAUCGGAGGCCCAUUCAACCUUAUUAACCAUCACGGGAAACCUGUCACUGAAAAAGAUUUUCUGGGUCAAUGGACAGUCUUUUAUUUUGGCUUUACUCAUUGCCCUGAUAUUUGCCCUGAUGAGCUUUUCAAGCUUGCUGCUGCAGUCGAUAAGAUAAAAGAAAAAUCAAAAAUUGAUAUUGUGCCAGUUUUCAUCUCUGUUGAUCCUGAAAGAGAUACCGUUGAGCAAGUCAGAGAGUAUGUAAAAGAGUUCCACCCAAAAUUGAUUGGACUAACUGGUGAUCCCGAAGAGAUACGGAAAGUUGCUCGUGCUUACAGGGUGUACUACAUGAAGACAACAGAGGAAGGCUCAGAUUAUCUUGUCGACCACUCUAUAGUCAUGUACUUGAUGAGCCCUGAAAUGAAGUUCGUAAAAUUUUUUGGAAAGAACAAUGAUGUUGAUGGACUUGUUGAUGGUAUGAUCAAAGAGAUAAAGCAAUACAAGAAAUAGGCAUUACAUGUUAGUAUCUAAAAACUUGAGGCGUUUGUUCAUUUCCGGGAUGAUAUUUGUUUUGCAAUAUGGAUAAGUUUUGAGAAAAUAAUGUUGAUGGGUAUUUUUCUACUUUGUUCAAACUGGGAGAUGAUGAAUAGACUCAACUUCUUGCCUCCAAAAGUAUCUUUCCCUUGUACACUUGGAGCAAAUGCAGUGUUGCUAGCAUAUGCAAAGUCAUGUACUCUGUAAUCUAGCCAUUUAGGAGGGAGUCGCUUCUUUUGGAUUGCAAAACUGGUUUGGUCAUUUCUGAUAUCUCUUUACAUUAUGUGGACACAGAUAGUUCGGUUCUGUAACAAAUUUGAGGAUGCUCAUAUUUUUUUCUUUGUUGGAAUAAUACAAUGUUGAGGGCCUGGAAACCUGGUUGUAACCUUCGUAGCUC